Messenger RNA from Chaetomium fimeti, 2244 nucleotides. RefSeq lists its product as uncharacterized. Lineage: Eukaryota; Fungi; Ascomycota; Sordariomycetes; Sordariales; Chaetomiaceae. The record is from RefSeq and is a predicted model, not a curated record. Gene Ontology annotation, biological process: regulation of DNA-templated transcription. Bases 1 to 2244 code for a protein of 747 amino acids. Gene Ontology annotation, molecular function: DNA-binding transcription factor activity. The transcript has 6 exons.
AUGCCUUUCCCCCCCUUGCUAACCCCAUGCACCCCGAGUGUGGGCUGUCAUCUGCCUGCCCGUGAGCCCGAGCUUAUUACCAAGCUCUUCUUCCAACGGCGUGUUUCCGAAGGAUUCCACACACACCCCCUUCAGUCGAAGAAAGAACGGAUCAACCGUCUCGACAAACGGUACAUGGUACAUUACAUCCCACUCCGGCGUCCGGAGCCACUGUUGUCAACGGCUCACUGCAGCGAGGGCGUGUGCAUCCCCCCGAGCCGGGUACCGGGUGUUGGUUCCGACCAGGAACCCACCGGGGAGGCAAUACUUGGGAGCGCCCGCCGAAGUCAAUGUCAGCGACCCCCAGACCUCAAGAGCGAAGGGGAAAAGACCGCGAUGUCGCAGGGGGAUUCUGCGCCUCGCCCUGCCUCUCGCAAUUCAUCGCGGUCUCCGGCGACAGCGACAAAUACCGCAACCUCCCCCCCCCUCCAGCGAAGUCGUGCCUACCGAGAUGACUCGAGAUCACAACCGCCGCUUCGUGAUCCUAGCGGCUUUUUGGGCGGGAACGGGACUCCAGACACGCGCCGCAUAUCAAAUCCGGCUGGUUCAUACGCGAGCUUGCCUGGGCAGUCUCCGUCUCUGUCACAACCUUCGGCCUCGGGAGGGUCUCAACAGCCAGGCAUGGGGGCCGGCCAGUACGGGGCGGAGGGAUCUCCGUCCCAACACUUUAUCUACCAGACGCCGGGCCUUACCACUCCACGCUCAACACACCAGACCAUUCCCUCAACAACGUCUCCGGCGAGACCACCCACGUCGGCAGACCGGGGAUCUCCCCAGGCCGUCCAUCCGUACCCCAUGGCAGCGAGGCGGAUCCUGACACCGAAAUCGCCCAGGACAACGAGCCUGAGCCGAGCCGCGAUGAGGACAGUGGACGCACAGCAUCUCGCGACGAGCCUCCCAACCCCAGGGCCAAGAGGCGCUACUUCAGGGCAUGACGCCCAGACAUACGGCAGUGCAGCUUCGCCCCUCGGGCCACCACCGCAACUACGCAACCCCACCCCCGGACAGGGACCCGCGGCGUCCGGGCCAACCCGGCCAACAUCCAGCCUUGCCCGGUCGCUUUCGCACCCCAACCUAGGCCACGCCCCCCCACCAACGCCAGUCACCGAACCAUCACAACCCAGAAGCCUGAAGCGCGAGCACAGCGGGCGGCCGGUCAUGUCAGGGCCCCCAUUUGCGUCGCCGCUGUCUGCCAGCCAACAGUAUGGUGCAUCGGGGGUUAUGGGGGACCCGAGGUGGGGACCUGGGCUUUUCGGUUCAAUGCCUGCUGGCGGGGGAGGAAACGUAGGCAUGAACGAAGGGCAGCCGCUGUUGACCAUUACGCCGAGACAUGGCGACGAGAUCGUGGUCCCCAUUGACGUCCAUCAGGGAUCCAAACAGGCAGACCAAAAACGGCAGCGCAACGCAGGGGCUUCGGCGAGAUUUCGACAGCGGAAGAAGGAGCGUGAGAAGGAGCAACAAGAGGAAUUGCAGAAGUUGGAAAGCGACAACCGGGAGCUGGAGAGGAGAAACGAGGAGCUUGCGAGGCGCUUCCAGGCUCUCGAAGCCGAACGAGAAUUCUACCGGAACGAACGAAACCGGCUGCGGGAUAUCGUCUCUCAAAUGCCCGGCGGCAGCGAGUGGGCCGGUCGGGAGCCACCGAGCCCGAUCUUGGGAGCCGCAGGAGGCCCUUCUGCAUCCGACGGCAGCGUUAUGCUCGCUCACCAGGCGCCUCCGCCGCCCCCUCCGCCUCCUUCCCAUGGCCACUCGCAGUCCCAGCAUCACCAGGCCCCAUUCUACCAGUCUCUAGUCCAUCCACUCGCACACGCGAACUCCCGGUCUGGUUCUUACGGCGACUCAUCCGGGCUUGAACCCCCCGCAAGGCGGAGGAGGACCGAUUCCGAACCACAGCUCCCGACGAGCUCGUACAACCUCAUGACACCUACAACGUUGCCACCCAUUACCGGGCCCUCGCCGCCGCACUCCACCUUCGGCAUCCCCCCAUCGCCGCACGUUACACCACCCCUCGGGGUCGCGCGGUUGCCGCCGUUGCGGUUCGAUCAGGCUCGGACACCGUCGACAACGCCGCCCCCCAUCCCCACAGCGCCGCCUCCGCAACCGAUACCCUCUCAAUCCAAUAGCCCGUACAUCAGGGCGAGGAGGUUCCCCCACGAAACCGGGUGGGCGACGGAUCCGCGCCCGGAAACGGAGGGCGGCCCCAGGUGA